This is a messenger RNA of Pyricularia oryzae 70-15, 1164 nucleotides long. RefSeq names its product beta-glucanase. Gene Ontology annotation, biological process: carbohydrate metabolic process. The record is from RefSeq and is a predicted model, not a curated record. Gene Ontology annotation, molecular function: hydrolase activity, hydrolyzing O-glycosyl compounds. Bases 1 to 1164 code for a protein of 387 amino acids. The transcript has a single exon. Lineage: Eukaryota; Fungi; Ascomycota; Sordariomycetes; Magnaporthales; Pyriculariaceae.
AUGACUCGCUUCGCGAUUACGCUCCCGUUGCUGGCGUCGGUUGUCAUGGCCUUGCCCUACUCGUUCACUUUCAAAUGCCAGCCCCAUAAACAUGGCAUUGGGGGUCGUCUUUCAAGCACACCGGUUGUUGUCCUUGAGCAGCCGGGGGCUCAGGCUCUGCCAGCUCCUUCUCCCUCGCUGGCCAGCCAGGUUGCCCUCGAGAACGGCCCCCCUCUGCACAGUAGCCAAGGCGGACGCCAACCCCCAGCGAACCCGGUUCAACCUAUCCAGGCUUCACCACCGCCAGUUCCAAAGACCACAAAGAUCAAAAUCCCACUUGGCUUCACUUCGAUUCUUUUCUCGGAUGACUUCUCUGGUCUGGCCCCCGGAUCACCCCCCUCACCAUCCAAAUGGAUUAUCGACACUGGGACCUCAUACCCCGGCGGGCCAAUGAACUGGGGCACCAAGGAGAUCCAGAUGUAUACGGACUCGCCAUCCAACCUGGCCACCACCGAGGCCGGCACCCUGCGUAUCACUCCCAUCGGUCCUGGCCACGGCGUCGGCAUGGGCGGGAGGUGGACCUCGGCGCGCAUCCGGACCAAGCCUGAGCAUGAUUUUGCCCCAAAGGUGGGCAGGAUGACGCGGGUUGAGGCUCGCCUGCGGGUCGGUGCCGGUGACGCACAGGCCGGUAUCUGGCCAGCCUUUUGGUCCCUUGGGGCGGCCUACCGAGACAACUACCAAAACUGGCCGAGCGUCGGCGAGGUCGACAUCUUCGAGACGGUCAACGGGUUGCCCUCGGCGUGGCACACCGUCCAUUGCGGAACUUCAGCCGUCGGUGGACCGUGCAACGAGGGUGUGGGAAUCGGAAGGUCGGUGCCUAUGAGCAGAGGAGAGUUUCAUACCGUCGCGGUCGAGAUUGAUCGGACAGGAGGCCGGCAUUGGAGUGAAGAGACACUGCAGUGGUCUAUCGACGGGAUAGUAACCUUCACCCUGGUUGGUGCCCGUGUGGGUGAUGAGACGGCAUGGAGGAGCCUGGCUCACAGCCCGAGAUUCCUGUUGCUUAAUGUCGCUGUCGGUGGUGGAUUCCCUGACGCCGUGGCGGAUACGCGGACGCCGGCGAUGUCGACUAUCGGGGGUGUCGACGCUGCUUUGGAAGUAGACUAUGUUGCUGUAUUUGGUACAUGA